AUGCCAGAAGCCUCCGGCACGACGGCGACCGCGCCGAAACCCGCAGACCGAGCUGUCCCCGUCACUCUCAACGAGGCCGUCCUCGAUUCCCCAACAUUCCGCGCAACCGCCACUCACUUUGCCGACCAGGUCGAUGCCGUCGAAAAGUGGCUCAAUGGAUAUGUCGGCUCGACAUCGAAACUCAUGAGCGGCCUCCUCUCUCUCGAAGACACCGUCAACAACUACCUCUCCAAGACGACUCCCUUUCCCGACAAUGUCAUCGACAAUGACUACACACUCCUGGCCCUCAAGCGCACUAGCGAAGGCAUGCGAGAACUCUGGACGCAAUUGCUCAACACGCAAAAGCGAAUGGAGACGGCUGUCGUCGAGCCCAUUCGGUCGUUUCUUACUGGGGAGCUGCGGAACUUUAAGGAGAUAAGGAGAAGCUUAGAGCAGACCCAGAGAACCUAUGAUACAACUCUCGCCCGUUAUGUGUCUCAGUCCAAGACAAAGGAGCCCUCCGCCCUCCGCGAAGAUGCCUUCUCCGUAUAUGAGAAUCGAAAGGUGUAUAUCCAGGCUGCGAUGGAUUACUGCCAGCUCGCGCCUCAGCUCCGAUAUUCGCUGGACCAGCUGCUGGUCAAAAUCUGCUGUGAUAUAUGGAAGGAGAUGAGCCGUGCCAAAGAUGCGGCUUCGAGCGCCACCCGAUGGGGCCGAGAGCUGGAUCGUGUCCGGGGAUGGGCGAAAGAGAUGGAGCUGUCAGAUAAUGUCUUCAGACGGGAGAUGCAGAAUGCAAGAAAGGAUAUUAGUGACGCGACCUCCGAGACCUUCAAACCUUCUCGCGAAUUAGAGGAUUACAGCACCUCGACUGUAGCAUUCUUAGGGUCGCGCGGACCCGUCAGCGUUCGCCCGAAUGAUGAGGGCGGCGCUGCUGUUACCGAGAAGCAAGGCUGGCUGUUCUUGCGGAUCGUAACAGGCAAGCCCGUCAGAUACAACUGGGUUCGGCGGUGGUACUACUGCCGAGAUGGCGUAUUCGGCUGGCUGACUCCUGGCACGCAAGGUGUUUUGCAAGGAGACGAGAUUGGAGUGCUGCUUUGCAACGUCAAGCCGGCCGCCGGCGAGGAGCGACGAUUUUGCUUCGAGCUAAAGACAAAGAGCCGGAGCAUGCUGAUGCAGGCCGAAACGCAAAAGGAACUGACUGACUGGCUGGAAGUUUUUGAGAUUUCGAAAAAGAAGGCAUUUGAAGCCACCAUGGACAGAGAUAACAGCCCACUGGCCGGCGGUGUUGACCCGGCAUUCUCAAUAUCUGCCCCUAGCAUCCCGGAGUUUUCGGCCAAGGCAAUCGAUGCGCAGAUGGGCUCGUCCGAUGACAUUGUACCCAGUAUAGAUCGUAUAUCUACCUUGGCUGUUCCCGGAGCAGACGAUGGUUCAUCUACCCGACGGAGUUAUGAUCCUAAUGGGAACGGAUCUCGUCGAUCCAUCUCAGCACUUGGACGGGACUUGGCACGAGAAGAAGGCGAGAGCGGUCGAGAGCACGCGGCAAGGAUCAUCCAGAAGCUUGAUCUUCACCGUAAAGCGACUUUCGGCGCCAGCCCUGAGCCUACGCUGACGACUUCCGGCUCAUCAGGAGGUCUGUCCGGCAUGGUUUCCGGAAACCAAGGCUCCCAGCUCGUAGGGACUUCUCUAUCUUUGACGUCUUCAAGUCAAGCCAAGCUCACAGGUGUUGCGCUUCCACUGCUGGACAGCAAACCUGGUACACUUGCCCCCCCUACUUUGGCUAGGCCUCCAACAAUCACGAGUUUCAGCCGCACGGCUGUGCUCAUUGCCGGUGAGCGAGGCCAUGUCUUGGAAGGCAAGAAACUACCUACAUCUGUUCUUGCAAACUAUUGGGGGACCAGCAUGUGGAACUCAAUGCAAUCUGAGCCGGCUGCGACGACCCCCCUUGACAACGACGACCCCAUUGGCGUUGUUGUAUCAGAGGACUCGCAGGCGACGACGCCUCUUGGUGAGGCAGUACAAGCAAAGAAAACUAGCGAGUCUUUACCAGCUGGAUACCCCCCUGAACUGAGAAUCCAGCACGCCCAGUUUAGGCUUCUGUUCCCCAAUGCGCCCCCUGAGGAGAGACUGGUGCUUGUAUUCCGAGCGGCCUGGUCGAGCUCGCUGGAGGGUAGUUCCAAGAGCGAGCUGCCUGCUGGCGAUGGCAGAAUCUAUGUGACGGCAGAGAACAUGUAUUUCUACGGUCAGCAAAUGGGCUUGGUAACAGCGUAUAGCAUCCCCUUGGAUAUCAUCACCGAAGUCACUGCGGCUACUGGCAGAGACUGCGAUUUCAUUUUCUUACACCUGAGUCAGGAUCUCAACGACACGGGAUAUAAGAGGAUAACCAUAAAGGUGUUCCUUGACGAUCUUCAGCUACUCCAUGCGCGUCUUAAUCUCUUGGUAGACAAUCUGCAAGCGGAAGAACCGCUUGACACUUUGGAAACCAUCAAAGCGUUAAUCAACAUUGAUCAACAUGAAUAUGAUAAGCCAAGCCCUAGCGCUGAGAGCUGGGAGGAGGUAUCAUCAAGCACGCCGAUGGAUAACGGCACAGCAUUGGGAAGGCCGGUGGAGCGGACCGCGGGCGACAUUCCUCGCUUGAUAGCUCCUACCUCUGGGCAAAAAGUCCCACUGAAGCUGAAUUUGCCCAAACACGAAGUCAUCUACGAACCGGAUGAUAUGACGUCGAUGGCAGCCGAGAGGCAUUUUGACCUUAGUGCAAAGGCAUGCUUCCACGUUCUGUUUGGAGACAAGAGCUUUGUGUUUCCAAAAUUGUACUUUGAGCAUCGCGCAAAGCAGAUUGCCCAGGGCCCAUGGUCAGCUGCAGUCGACAAAGAACCAUCGAAGCGUGAGUUUCAGUUUAAGAUUGACUACGUCGACGUCUUUGGUCGGUCGAAGACGGAGGAUAUACGGGAUUUCCAAACAAUUGAUGUCUUUAACGAUCAUGUCACAUACGUGGUUACGCAUACGAGAACGGCGUGGCAUCUCCCUCAUUCCCAGCUCUUCAAGUUGGUGACCAAGGUCGUCAUCACGUAUGUUGCCAAGUCAAAAUGCAAGCUGACAUUUUACGUGCGCGUCGACUGGUCAAAGUCACCGCCGAUAUCCAAGAGUUUGGUGGAGCGCCAGGCCCUCCGUGAUGCGGCUAGCGAUGCCGAAGAGCUCGCCGAAAUAGCUACUGACCAGAUUCACAAGCUGGGCUCAAGAAGUCGCACUCAUAAGGCUAUCCAAGUAUACGGCCAAGUAGGCCAGCAAACCCAGGUAGUAGUCUUUUCGCCAGCACCUACCGACGCAAGGAAGAAGCAGGCCAUCAAGCCUCGCACGCUUACGGCCAUGCUGUUCGAGACGCUCAGGUCUCUUGGCGAAAGCGUGGUCUCCUCCGUGAUUUUGUGGAUCAUUGCAGCGUUGAAAAAGAUAUUCGACGUUGUAACCGCGCAUCGGCUCCUCUUGUUAGUCCUGGGGCUGAGCAUGGCUACCAACUUGAUGCUAUCUUCCACGGAAUCAUUGACUUGGUGGCAGGAACGGAGAGCGGCAAACUUUAUGCGCCGAGUUGGCGUGUCGCCGAACCACAUGAUGAGCAAGGCGAUCUAUAUUGCUGACUUGCAUGAGGCGUCUGGCGCCAGCGAUGAUGAGUUGUCCUCCUUUCCACAAAACAGCACGUGCUUCGGCACCUUCAGAGAAGUCUUGGACACCACGAGUAUGGAUUCUCCGUGGGAGACCGCGGGAGCUUCGCUGUCAUUGCCAUCAAGUCGAGCCACGGCUCGUCGGCUGCGGAAGACACGACAGAGGCUGGGGAUGUACCGGCAUGAUUUGCUGGUUGCAAUGAGGGUCGUCAACAGCGUUGAGCGGGAGUUGCUGCAAUCAGAAUGGGAAAACUGGCUGGACAACGAGAACUCCCUCUGCGAUAACCUCGAGGAGAUGUUACAUGAUAACGGCCGCAGAAGCAACGGCAAAGACCACGCAAGUGAUGGAUCAUCACAGAAGCCUAUGGACGCCAUACCGCCGGAACGGAAGAGAGCUUUGGAGGCGUGGCGGGAUGACUACUGCGGAAGUUGUCGGAGGGACCAUGCGUCUGCGAUGCAGGCGAGAAGGCUGACCAACCUUCCGGAGCAGCCGGUCCCUGGGAGUCGGUGGAGUCGAAAGUGCGAGCUCCCCAUGGUGGCCCAUCACGAGCCACUGCGGGCAAUGGGGCCGAUCGAGUGGGACGACGUCCCCGUUGGCAACCUCAAGCCGUUCAUGGACGAGGUCUUCAUCGAUGCCCAGACCGUCGCCGAGUCCGUCCCGUCGCCAACGACGGCCACGGCAAUCGGAGCGGCGGCGACGGCAACGGGCGCCGUGUUCGAACAGGCCGAGAAGGCGUAUUCGCAGCGGGAGGCGGGAUCCUCGCUUGCCAUGGCCCAGAAGCUGCGCAAGGAAUGGAAGGAAAUCAAGAUGACCCAGAACAACCCGUUGAAUAUCAGCGUCUACAAGCUUGGGGCCAAAGACGGCAGGGGAGCGUGGUUUGCGCGGAGGAGCGUCCACCAUGGCUUGACGUUUGAGGAGUGGAAGAAGGGCAUGGAGAUGGAGUUUCCCGAGACGCUCAAAGUACAGGGCUCGCCGGGCAGUGGUAAUAUUCGAGGCGUCGGCGCGGAUAGGCAAGUCGAGAGCCAAGAGGUCGAGAACUCGGGACACAUGAGUGUUUUCCAGCUCUCGGCUCAAUUCCCAGGACCCACGGCCCCGAGAGACUUCAUCACGCUACUACUUACGACCGACUUUGAAUACAAGCCGGCGGACCAGGAGAAACCUUUACGGCAACAUGUCAUUGUAUCGAAACCAUGCAACCAUGCAGAGUGCCCUCCACGAACGGGAAUAAUCCGCGGCUCCUACGAAUCCGUCGAAAUCGUCAGGGAGGUGCUUGUUGAGAACGGCCUUGCAUCAAAGAUAUCAUUAUUGUCAUCAGACCCAGGCUCUGAGGAGGUUCGAAGCUCUAGCUCGGACUCACGGGAGCAUCAGUCCGUGGCUAUUGAAUGGCUCAUGGUCACGCGAAGCGACCCUGGCGGCAGUGUGCCGCGCUUCAUGGUGGAAAAGGGCACUCCGCCCGGAAUUGUUGGAGAUGCCGGGAAGUUUGUCAAAUGGAUAACAGCAAUAUCACUGCUUAGCUCCAAAAGUGGCGAAAGCCUCCCCGAAGCAGUGAGCCCGACAAAGCGAGGCGAGGAAGAUGCAACGCUUCUUGAAAAUGGGAGCCCCCAAUUACCACCCAGGCAUAAACCGAAACCCAGUGUCGAUUCCAAGAAACGAGAAGAAAUAGAAGCUGCGAGAAGAGAAUCGGUGCAAAGCAUUCCUAGUAGCAAUGGCAUCUACGGCAUCAUAAGCGGAGUGUUUGAAGCCGCAUCAUCCGUCGUCGCCAGUGGACUGCGAGGUACGCUAGGAAGUCCGGCCGAGAGCAAUACUAGCCUUGACGACCUGGAAUCCAGAGCUGCAGAAGAGCACGAAACGGAUGCCGAUGUGACAGAUCUGAGCGAGACGUCUUCCAUCAGAACAUUUAGAUCAGCUCUCGAAAGAAGCAUGACUGAAGAAAAUCGAUCCAAGAGCGUGGCAGGCAGCCACAAUUCCGAUGAGUCCAAAACCCAAGGGAAACAGUUACUAGAAAAAGAACUGAGGAAGCUCCAGGAGAAGCGGCGAAAGCUAGAUGAAAAAGCCGCCCACAUGCAACAGCGCUUGGAAAAGAAACACCGCGGCGGCAAGGAAAAGGACGAAACGGCAAUCGCCAAGAUGCGCGAGAAGCACGAAAAGGAGAUUGCCAAGCAGGAAGCCAAAUACAGGCGGGAGCUGCAAAAACUAGAAGACAAGCGUGUGCACGAGGAGCGCAAGGCAGAAGCCCGCAGGCGCAAGGCGAUUGAGCGGGAGGAGAAGAUGAACCUGACGAUGGAGCUGGAGAAGACUAGAGCGGAGAGAGACGUUGCGCUGAAGGAGGUUGAGAUUCUCCAGUCGCAGGUCGGGCAGCUUCAGGCGCAGAACACCAUGUUGACGGCCAAGAUGGGACGGUUGAGUGGGCUUGAAGGGGCUACUGCUUCGUCUUCCAGGGGUUCGGGGAUAGAGAGCAUCAAGGGGUGAUGGCUGUCAAACAAGAGAGGCAUAAAACGCUUUAAAGGGGGUGUCAUGUUAUCUUUUCUUUUCUUUUCUUUUUCCAAGAUUCACAU
Molecule: messenger RNA, 6185 nt
Organism: Trichoderma atroviride IMI 206040
Lineage: Eukaryota; Fungi; Ascomycota; Sordariomycetes; Hypocreales; Hypocreaceae
Source: RefSeq, a predicted model, not a curated record